This is a messenger RNA of Trypanosoma rangeli, 297 nucleotides long. RefSeq lists its product as uncharacterized. The transcript has a single exon. The record is from RefSeq and is a predicted model, not a curated record. Lineage: Eukaryota; Euglenozoa; Kinetoplastea; Trypanosomatida; Trypanosomatidae. The annotation marks the transcript as partial.
AUGCGUUGCCGUGGCGGAGCCUUGCGGGGCGGGUGGCCUAAAAAAGAAAUGCAGAAGAAUGUGUGCUUCUCAGUGGGUGGUGCGGUGGCCGCAGAGUGGGGCUGCUGCUUCUGCUCUUGCAGCGGGGAAUAUGCUGCCGCACUCUUUUUGUUGGCUGCGUCGGGGGCAAAUGUGCUGGCGUCUGACAAUCUGCGGGUUCCACCGCCACGACGACUGAAGGAGGCGGAGGUGUCUGCGGCUGCCUUCGCAGGCUGCGCCCCGUGCGGUCCAGUCGUGUGGCAAACAGUUUACAUCGCG